Messenger RNA from Neltuma alba, 1476 nucleotides. Its product is annotated as UDP-glycosyltransferase 87A1-like. The transcript has 2 exons. Gene Ontology annotation, molecular function: quercetin 7-O-glucosyltransferase activity; quercetin 3-O-glucosyltransferase activity. NCBI's taxonomy places the organism in Eukaryota, Viridiplantae, Streptophyta, Magnoliopsida, Fabales, Fabaceae. The record is from RefSeq and is a predicted model, not a curated record. Bases 121 to 1476 code for a protein of 451 amino acids.
UAUAAUCAUGCUGUCCGAUGACUUCGUGGAAAACCAACCUCAGCUUUUCUUAUAUAUACACUGUUUCAUUGUCAUUCAGGAUGUCAAUAAAUUGAGUAAACCCGAGCUUCGCUAGUUGCUAUGGAUAUAUCCAUGGAAGCUCCGCCGCGCUUGAAGGGGCAUGUGGUGGCCGUGCCUUUCCCGACCAGAGGCCACGUCAACCCCAUGAUGAACCUCUGCAAAUUUCUGGCUUCAAGAGCCGCCAAUGUCAUCAUCACCUUCGUCGUCACUGAAGAGUGGCAUGGCUACAUCGAAUCGUACACCAAGCCACAUAACAUUCGCUACGCCACCAUCCCCAACGUCAUCCCUUUGGAGAACCAGAUACUCGACGAUAUAUUUCGCUUCUCCAAAGCCAUCGUGACAAAGAUGAGAGAUGCGUUCGAGCAGCUACUCGAUCAGCUUGACCUGCCGGUUACUGCUAUCGUUGCUGAUGUUGAGUUGGUGUGGCCAACCGCCGUGGCAAAACGGAGGAACAUACCGGUGGCUCUGUUGUGGACGAUGUCAGCGUCAUUCUUCGGCACGUAUCUCCAGCUGGAUGUCUUGGCCCCUGGCCGGAGUUCGGCGGCUGAUCUUCUGGAUGAGGAAGCCGAGCACGUUCUGGGAAUCACUUCCUCACAACUCACUGAUAUUCGAAAGCUGCUUCGAGAACUGGAUCCCAAAGUUUUGAAUAUUGGCUUGGAUUGCAUCCCAGAAAUAGCCAAAACGGAUUAUCUCCUUCUCAACACGGUUCAAGAGCUAGAAGCUGAGCAUAUAAAUCAUCUAAAAGCUAAAUUCCGCUUUCAUGUCUAUCCUAUGGGCCCUGCCAUACCGUUUCUGGAACUUGAACCACCCAAAGAUUCAUCAACGACCAACUUUGACCACAUAACGAAGUGGUUAGAUUCACAGCCAAAUUUGUCAGUGAUUUACAUUUCUGUGGGCAGUUUCCUCUCGAUGUCUCGUCCCCAAAUGGAAGAACUUGCUUCUGCUUUGAAAACCAGUGGGAUUCGUUUCCUGUGGGCUUGUCGUUCAGAUUCAGAGUGGCUGAAAGAGAAAUGCGGGGACAGGGGUCUGGUGGUGGCAUGGUGUGACCAGUUAAAAGUUUUGUGCCAUGAUUCGAUUGCCGGAUUUUGGAGCCAUUGUGGAUGGAAUUCAAUUCUGGAAGCUUGCUUUGCUGGUGUCCCAAUACUGGGAUUUCCUAUAUUUCUGGAUCAAUUCUCGAACUGCAGGCUUAUUGCAGAAGAGUGGAAGAAUGGAUGGAUGGUGGGUGGUGAAAGAUCAGAGGACUUUGUGACGAAAGAAGAAAUAUUGAAUGUGGUUAAGAAGGUGAUGGACCAUGGGAACAAAGAAGGGAAGAAAAUAAGAGACAGGGCAAAACAACUGAAGGCGUUGUUCGAAAUUGGUUCCUCUUCCCUCCACUUGAACCUCCAUGCUUUUGUGCAAGACAUUCUGGGUGUUUAA